Cynocephalus volans (Philippine flying lemur) is the source of this 1108-nucleotide messenger RNA. RefSeq lists its product as uncharacterized. Lineage: Eukaryota; Metazoa; Chordata; Mammalia; Dermoptera; Cynocephalidae. The record is from RefSeq and is a predicted model, not a curated record. Gene Ontology annotation, molecular function: methyltransferase activity. The coding region runs from base 25 to 930 and encodes 301 amino acids. The transcript is spliced from 8 exons.
CUCCUGUGUGCUUGCUGUGGCGACAUGGAGUUUUGCUCUGCGCGGCGAGCAAUACUGCAGCUGUUCCGUACCGUGGCUCCGGCAGACCGCCCGGCGCUGCUCCAGUGGAUGCAAACUACCCGAGAUUUUGAUGAAUUCACUGAAGAUAAUAAUGACAUUAUAUUGAAAAACAUAGCAGACGACCUUCGGAAUUGCUUACCUCUAGAAACCAUGCUUUCCUCAGAACAUCUAGCCCUUCAAAAAAUACAGCAGCAGCCAGAACCCACUGUUCACGUUGAUGCAUUCCUUUAUGAUGAAGACUUAAUUGAUUCAUUAUGUGAGGAAGGAAAAAUGAGCAGAAACUACUGUAUGAUGUGUGGUUCACACCAAAUAGCACCUUUAGGAUUUAUUUCUCAUUCCUUCUCUCUCAUGGAAUUGAAGUUCAUUUAUCAUCAUGUACUCCCUGAUCUGUCGGGAAAGGUCUUGGUUGACGUUGGCUCCAGGCUUGGCACAGUCCUUUAUGGGGGUUAUCUUUACAGUUCAGCAGUGCAACUGUAUGGUGUAGAAUUAAAUGGAGACUUUUGCCAGUUGCAAGAAAUGGUCAUAAAAAAAUACCAGUUCACUGACAGAAUAAAGGUGCUUCAUGCAGACAUCUGUUCCCAAGGUUCACUUCUGCAAAAUGCCGAUAUUGUUAUAAUGAAUAAUGUCUUCGAGUAUUUUCUUAAUGAGGCAGAACAGGCCAGAGCCUGGGAGUAUAUCAGCCAUAAUGUAAAGAAGCAAGGAUCUUUAUUAGUGACAGUACCAAGUCUUGAAGAUUCUCUCUCAGGUCUUCAGACUAAUAUACAGUUAUUUCCCUGGGUUGAAGAGAUACCACUGAACUACGAUGUAUACCCACAGAAGGAUAUCGACAGAGGAGCUCUUGAACAAAUUCAUUUAUAUAAGAUUCUCUAGCACUAAAAUAGUUGUAAUGUUUUGUUGAAUACAUAAAAUAAUGAAAAAGAAACAUAACCCUGAUUACUAACACAGGUUUUUCUGUAUACUCCCUUCCAGUCUUUGUACAUGUGAUUACAUAUUUGUAAACAGUUGUGUGUGUGUGUAUAAAACUUUGUUCUGCUUUGUAUAAUAUAAU